Messenger RNA from Manduca sexta (tobacco hornworm), 425 nucleotides. RefSeq names its product keratin, type I cytoskeletal 47 kDa. NCBI's taxonomy places the organism in Eukaryota, Metazoa, Arthropoda, Insecta, Lepidoptera, Sphingidae. The record is from RefSeq and is a predicted model, not a curated record. The transcript has 2 exons. The coding region runs from base 51 to 368 and encodes 105 amino acids.
AAUCGACGUGACGUUAUGACGGAUUCAGUGUAGUAUAAUAUAUUAGCAAAAUGACUCGUGCUACUAUCCUCUGUGUCUCUUUAGCUGUUUUAUUAAUUAUUAAUUUCUCCGUUAGUGAUGCAGGUCGUGUAGCCAGGUCACCGCAGCGUGGUUUUAGCCAAGCUAAUGCGCAGGCGAGUGCUCAAGCCGGAGCAGGCGGCUUCGGACGGCCUGGCGGCUUCGGCGGCUUCAACAGACACCGACCUGGCUUCGGACGCGGCAUCGGAGGUGGACACGGAGGCGGAUCCAUCAGCAUUUCCAAGAGUAUCUCUAUAAGCCGUGGUGGUUCAGCCCAGUCCAGUGCUAGCUCUUCAGCGAGAGGCAAAUGAUUAAACGAUUCUAGCAAAUGAAAGACAAUGUUGUUUAAUAAAAUGUAUUUAUUUUUA